Molecule: messenger RNA, 300 nt
Organism: Linum tenue
Lineage: Eukaryota; Viridiplantae; Streptophyta; Magnoliopsida; Malpighiales; Linaceae
Source: the annotation of a GenBank genome assembly
UUUUCUUAAUCUUAUGUGUUUGCUUGUGUUGCAACAAAAUAGUAUACGUGAACAAUUUUCCCAACAGAGUUUUUUCGUCAGUCGUUGCAAGAGAAAAUGGAAUGUGCACAGCUGCCAAACGACCUCGAAUGAUAUGGGCAAGCAUUUGUUGUAUCUGAAGAUCAAAAGCUUGAUUGGGGUGACAUGCUUUACAUUUUAACACGUCCUCUGGAAGGAAGAAAUAUGAGAUUUUGGCCCAGAGUUCCCUCUUCUUUCAGGGCAACUCUGGAAGAGUAUUCAUCAGCGCUUGAAAAGUUGUCG